Messenger RNA from Rhineura floridana, 2642 nucleotides. RefSeq names its product RAB29, member RAS oncogene family (gene RAB29). Gene Ontology annotation, biological process: vesicle-mediated transport. The transcript is spliced from 5 exons. Gene Ontology annotation, molecular function: GTPase activity; GTP binding. The coding region runs from base 732 to 1358 and encodes 208 amino acids. The record is from RefSeq and is a predicted model, not a curated record. Gene Ontology annotation, cellular component: vesicle; Golgi apparatus; trans-Golgi network. NCBI's taxonomy places the organism in Eukaryota, Metazoa, Chordata, Lepidosauria, Squamata, Rhineuridae.
GUAUGCAUGCCGGGUAUUAUAGUUCCUCUAGUGGGGCAAGGGGGUCGACCUUUCCUCCCUCACAUGACGGCCAAGAGAAUGCGGAAAAGAUUAGUAGCACGGAAGGAGUGGCAAUAGACAUGCUAGUUGUGGGAUAAGGACCCUGUCAGGACCUUAAGCCCCUCUUCCUGUCUUUCCAAGCCAAACCGUAAUGCAAAUGUUUUUCCUUCAAGCUGCAAGGCUUCUGUGGUACAACUGCGUGUAAAGAUUUGGCUUUCUGCCCAGAGACCGCUUGGCAGCUGUUGACUUGGUUGCAUGUAUUGCUUUCGCUACUCCUCGAGUGCAGAGCUCUUCCUUGGGAUCCCUAGUGCGUUUUAAACGCCUGAAGGUAGGGUGGGUUAGUCUCUUCCUGGUUACAAAUUCAGCGACAGUUAUACCUGCUGGAGGAAGUGAACAAUUAUUAAAUGUAAAUAUUGUGUGCUGAUUCCCCCACCCUUGCCUCUAGAUUUGAUGCUCUCUGGCUAGCACCUUAUAAAGCUUCGAAAGAUCCCUGAUUCUCAGAUACUUACUUCAGACGGAGAACCAAGAAGCCUCAAGUUCUGUGUCGUCUGUGCUUUGGAGGUUGUUUUUUGAAUGUGCAGAUUUUCUUCCUCCAUAGGGAAAAGUGAAGCAUCUUUUUCUCCCACGUGGCUGAUCCUUCCAAGAAACCGAGGAAAAGGCAGAGUGUGAGUUUGCCUUGCUGUUUUCAAAUCAUGGGCCAUCAUGACCAUAUGUUCAAAGUGCUGAUUAUUGGGGAUGCCGAGGUUGGGAAGACGUCACUGGUCCAGCGAUAUACCAAUGAUAGUUUCAACAAGUCCUACAAGACUACGGUAGGAGUGGAUUUUGCUCUGAAGGUGGUGCAGUGGUCAGAGUCUGAGACAGUGAGAUUACAGCUGUGGGACAUUGCAGGUCAAGAACGCUUUACGUCUAUGACUCGAAUGUAUUACAAAGGUGCAUCAGCCUGUGUUAUCAUGUUUGAUGUCACCAGUGUAGGCACAUUCACCAGCUGCCAGAUGUGGAAGCAGGAUUUGGACAGCAAACUGAAGCUACCGGAUGGAAGUCCAGUCCCUUGUCUGCUGCUGGCUAAUAAAUGUGACCUUCAUCCGUGGGCUGUGACCAGAGAAGAAAUCGAUCAGUUCAGUAAAGAGAAUGGCUUUACUGGAUGGACAGAAACAUCUGUCAAGGAAAACAAGAAUGUAAAUGAGUCAAUGAGUGUCCUCAUUGAGAAGAUGAUGGCGAUGACAGUGACGUUGCCGGGUGUCACAGACUUCUCUGUCUCAGGCCAUGGAGACUACAUCAAUCUUCAAGAUGUGUCCACACCCAACUGGGGGUGCUGCUAGUUGCACGUGUUUCUGCAUCUGAUCAGAAGUCAAGAGUGCCUUUGAAACAAAUACUGGUUUUUCUUAAAAAGCCGUACUGAAUGGCCUCUUGGCAUUUCUGUAAGCAGCAAUAGAACGGGAAGUCCUAGCAGAGAUUAUGGAAGCCACAGUCUUUGCUGCUUAUGGUGUGCACUUCUUCCAUUCCAUUUAGCAUUGCAAGUUGGGUUAACUUGGGAAGAUUCUUCUGCUUGUUGUAGCCUACUGCAGUUGUGGGAAAGUCUCCACCACAGUUGAUUGAAGGUGCCAUUGCAGGAAGAAUGGCCACAGGGAACUCCGAAAGCAAAGCCUGAGUAACCUGGCUGUGUUUAACCAGCAUGCCUGCUAAAUCUUCCUUCCCUCACACUUUGAAGCAGACUGCCUUUAAGUAUCCUCUGUGGACACAUGCUGUGACAUUCCUUGUGACACAGCUGCAGAACUCUCUUACCACAGCCCUUCUUGAGAUGCCAUAUUUGCCAUGAGAAGUCUUUUGCUGCUUUUGUGUGUGUGCUUUUUUACAAUGACUGCAUUUAAGCUGAAGGAAAGUACAAGGAGCUCUGGCCUUUUUUGUCCCUGCUUUUAUGUGGGAGAUACAAUUGUUAGGCCCUUUUCCUGAGGCCAUUUUCAGAGUGGACCAAGCAAUGAAUUGAAGCAAAAGCUGUAAACUGCUUUGCAUUGAUGCACCUUAUUAGAGCACCAGCAGUAUUCUUUGUUUUUAUAGUCCUUUCCCUGGUAGGAUCUAAUCUGCCUCUUUCAAAUUCUGAUGCAUUACUUCCCCUCAGAGGUCUUCGCGUGUGGGUGUAGAUAGCCAUCAUGUAGUGCUAUCUUGAAAGCCCGCCUACAGGCUUUAGUGAACUGAGGGGAAAAACACAGAAUAGGGGACACAGCACGACAGAAAUCCAAGAGUUAAAUCUUCCCUGUGUUUUUUUGAUACCAGGUAUUUCCUGCCCUUUUAAAAUAUGAUCAUAGCUGAUAGACUUUGUUUCUGUGGAAAAUAUAAAAUUGUAACGUUUUGAUUUUAACAAUUUGACUUGUUAGCUCAUAAUUCAGGAAGGUUAAAAUUACAACAUGGCAAGAUGUAUUGGGGGUGCUUGAAUUUUUAAUCUUCCUUUAAAAUAGUCAAGGCGGUGCCUGUGUAAUAGGUAAAAUAUUCCAUGGAUGAAUGUAUCCAUAUUUGGCAUAACUUUGAAAUUUCCUUGACGGUUUGAAUCAAAACAGAUUUGUUAAGGUCUAAAUAGAAAAAUCUAUUAAAGUCUGACACUAUUUGAA